GAUUGAAAUAAAACCCCAAUGGAUGUUUAAAUUAUUGUGAUGUAGUCAUAAUCACCUUGACCACCAAAUUGCAUCGAUCUGUGAGUCAAUGUAUUCUUGGUGACCUUACGUCAAUGAUUCCCAAUCAUCAUCGUCAUAAUCAUCAGCUAAACCUUCCACCAAAAUCAUAUUAUUAUGUCACUAAAUUGUUUAUUAUUAUAUUGUACCCUAUUUUAUCAUUUACAUACUAGAUUUGACUAGGAAUCAAGGAACUUAACCCAGUGUCAUUCUCAACAAAUCCUCCUGAUGUUUUAAAUUUUUUAAUCCAACAAGUGAUUUUAUUGGUGCAGGACUACCCCUCAUUUUUUUAAAGGAUAUAUCAUCAUCCAUCAUCAUUUGAACACACAAAGAACCAACAAAGACAUCAAUCCACAAAACCAAGUUUUAGAGGCGUUCUUUUUAACCAACUUGACGAUUUUACUUUUCAUUUUACUGUGAAGGAGGAAAUUUUAAUUUUUUUUCCGGAUAAGAAUAAACUUUGGUUGCCGAAAAUCAAAAGGUCAAAAGAGGAUAGAAAACACGAGUAGUCGGCAUUUCAAUACUUGGAAUUUACCUUUCUCCUGUAAUGGUGGAGAUUUUUAUCACCUUAACAAGAUGAUUACAGUACCAAGAAAUCCUUAUCAUGUUCGUGUUCAAUCUCGCUCCUCAAGCCCAGAGUCUUACUCGUCCAUUUCUCAGAUGGGCGAUUACGGUGAUAUGGACUCAUUCAAGUCUACACUACCAACUAAGCUUUAUAAUCAUUAUGAUCAAGUCUGUUUUAAUAAUAUCAUCAGUGAAUCUAGUCACCUCCAUAUUAAUCAUAAUCAUACCUCACCUUCUCUCAACAACAUCACCAACCACAACAGUAAUAAUAAUCACCACCCUCUUCAACGAAACAACCAUCAAAAUCACGUAAAUAGUCAGCAUAAUAAUCAUGAGUCUGAUCAUCAACGAACACCAUGCACCAUUUCCCGGUCCUAUUCAUCUAAUUCGUCCCUGGCCUCGAAUGAUUCUUUCAAAGAUAAACGUCGAUUACCAAUGCCCCCAAAGGGACAUAUCAUGUAUCACCCAUCUCGUUACAAGACGGAGCUUUGUCGACAAUGGGAAGAACUUGGCUAUUGUGAAUAUGAUGAUAGAUGUCUUUUUGCCCAUGGAAUUUAUGAGCUCAAACCAUUACCUAAUCGUCACCCCAAGUACAAAACAGAAAAAUGCUCAGCAUUCCAUGAUCAAGGUUUUUGUUCAUUUGGACCUCGAUGUAGUUUUAUCCAUUCCAAAGUUGAUCCUGCCGAUCUUUUAGAAAAAGUUCUCACCAACUUACCCAAAAUUCCAAUGCCUGAGAAUCCUGAGGAUAAAGAGAAUAUCAAUACAAUUGUAGAGCCUGAUGAUGACGAUCGUUUACCCAUUUUCAAAAAGAUCGCUCCUUCAACGGGCUCAGUUUCUGGUUGAUUGGUUAAGGAGAUAUUUAUAUUUAUAUAUAUAUGUAUAAGAGUUAAAAGAAAAGGUCAUUUCCUAUGUCAGUCAUUACGAGAAAUCGAUUUGUUUCAAACAGCAGUUCAAAGUUAAUUCACAUUUUUGUUUUAAGUAAUUUUUAUCAAAGAAAAAAAAAUCAUCUUUAUAUAUAGUCAUUUAUAUUUCAUAUACACAUCAAUCCACCCCUUUAAUGAUUUCAUUGUGAAUUAAAUUUCACUCAUUGUUAUCCACUCUUUAUAAUCGUGAUUUAAAUUUCAUAAACAAAGUUUAUAUUAGUUACAAAAAAAUUGAAAUUUAACGAUAAAAGAAAUUGUUUAUUUUUCUAUACUA
This is a messenger RNA of Tetranychus urticae (two-spotted spider mite), 1818 nucleotides long. RefSeq names its product Tis11 zinc finger protein (gene Tis11). Lineage: Eukaryota; Metazoa; Arthropoda; Arachnida; Trombidiformes; Tetranychidae. The record is from RefSeq and is a predicted model, not a curated record. Gene Ontology annotation, molecular function: mRNA binding; metal ion binding.